This is a messenger RNA of Aspergillus tanneri, 780 nucleotides long. RefSeq lists its product as uncharacterized. The transcript has 2 exons. Lineage: Eukaryota; Fungi; Ascomycota; Eurotiomycetes; Eurotiales; Aspergillaceae. The record is from RefSeq and is a predicted model, not a curated record. Gene Ontology annotation, molecular function: protein binding. Bases 1 to 780 code for a protein of 259 amino acids.
AUGAAGCCCAAGUCGGUCUUGGCGGCAUGGAAGACUGCACGACAAGCCUACGAAGUCGCCAAAUCGAACGUGCCGAUCUGGCUGUUCACCAGCCCCAUGGACGAUUUUGAAGCCCCCAAGAUACUGCCAUUGAAUGCCAGCUCCGGCGAACAGUGGGAGUUCGAUGGUGUCUCCGCCGAUGGAAUGAAUGCCUUUAUUUUCGGAUUCUAUCGGGACCCUGAUCUGUCUCUGAUGGGGUCGGGGAACCUGCGUAUCUCGGCCGAGCUGGCAUAUGCGAAUGGCACUCGCUUCGGACGGGUCGACUAUGCCUCUGAAUCCAUAUUGACGUCUUGCGCGGACGGCACCCGUGGGUUCUGGAAGGGAAAGGGCUUCAGCUAUACGUUUGAGAUUUCGAAGGACAUGAGCCGCGUGAGAUUGGGGAUAGACACCCCGGACCUCAAAGGCAAUAUCAUGAUCACAUCCAAGACGCUGCCCCGCUACGCCUACGCGCAGACCCGGCCGUCGGAGACCGUAGUCACGGACAUUGCACGGCAUUUCCACUGGGCGAUGAACGCGGUGCGCAUGACGGCAGGCCCAUACUCCCUCUCCUAUACGAAGUUCACAUCGCGCAUCGACAAUGGAGCGGAGUAUACCUCGGUCCUCCUGAUGAAGGAUGGCGAGAAGCUAUUUUCCAGCACGCGGGUUCUGGAAGGCCGGGAGAAGGCACUAGGGCCCGAGUACACAUCCACCCUCCAUUCAGUCAACAAUCUUGCGAUUCUCUACCAUAUCAUGGCAAACUGA